Molecule: messenger RNA, 747 nt
Organism: Closterium sp. Naga37s-1
Lineage: Eukaryota; Viridiplantae; Streptophyta; Zygnematophyceae; Desmidiales; Closteriaceae
Source: the annotation of a GenBank genome assembly
AUGCCUGUGUCGGCUGGCAACGAUUAUUAUUCGUAUUCGCCGCGGCCCUUUGUCGUGGCGUCCGCUGCAGUAGCCCUUCCGAACUUCUCGUCCCCGGCGCCAGCGGCUGUGGGGAUGUCGCCUCUUCCCGCACCUCGAUCUGCGCCGUCAUCCGUGACUCAGGCUGGCCCUGUCCUUGCGCCUGCUGCGGCGCCAGUUCCUGUCGUGGCGUUGUUGUCUGCGCCUGCCGUGGCACUUGGUCAUGCGCCCGCGUCGUCGCCUGCUCCAGCGCACGCCUCGGCGUCUGCUCCUGCGCCCGCUCCUGUGCUGGCUGCGUCGUCCGAUCCUACGCAAACUCCUGCGCCCGCGCCGGUGGUUCCACCUGUCCCCGUGGGGGUGUCGACGCCCAUGCCUGUUAUCGCGGCGUCGUCUGCUGCUGCUGUAGCUGCCUCCGUGCCACCACCGGUUGCGCCUGCCGUGGCGCCUUCUGCUGCCGAUGCGGACCCGACUUACCAGCCCCCUCCAGCCACCAGCGCCGGCCUGAGCUCGGCGGAGCUCCCCCCGCUCAACGUCCUCCUUCCCCGGGCCGUCGGCAGCAUCGGCCUCAUUCCCCUGUGCCACGUGACGAGCGGGAGACAUCCCGGCGGCGGCACGAUUCACCUCGGCGCCGUGGUUCGCAGGCGAACUGGGCUGCACCCCGUGGCGGCCGAGGUGGCUGGUGGGGAGGGCGUGGUCGCGGUGGCGGCUGGGUGUAUGAGCAGCCGGUGA